AUGGAUAUUGAUGAGUCUGAUGACGAAUUCAUAGAAAGAGAUACAGAGCAUGAAAGUCAAACUGGAGUUGCCAAUCGGACAAGACGAAAGGCUGUGAAAUCUGCUGAGAUAAAGGGAGCUAAUGGAGGAUAUUCAUGGGAAGACGAAUAUCAACGAAGUUGGGAUAUAGUGAAAGAAGAUGAAGCAGGAAGUUUAGCAGGGAUUGUUUCAGGUCUUUUGGAAUCAAAGAAGAAAAGAAUCAUUAAAAAUGUCACUCCAUUUCAAAGAGGUAUCAUAAGAAAUUUGAUUCUAGUAUUAGAUUUAAGCAGCUCCAUGCUAGAGAAAGAUCUAAGGCCUAACAGACAUUCAAUGGCUAUAUCUUUGGCCAUUCAAUUCGUUACCGAAUUUUUUGAUCAAAACCCAAUCUCACAGCUAGGGAUAAUCAUAAUGAGGAAUGGUAUUGGACAACUUGUUAGCCAGGUUAGUGGCAACCCCCAAGAACAUAUUGAUGCAUUGAAAUCUAUAAAAAAAUUGGAACCAAAAGGAGAUCCCUCCCUUCAAAAUGCUCUCGAAAUGGGUCGAGGUCUUCUUAUGCAUGUUGCGUCCCAUUGUACCAGAGAAGUUUUGAUUGUUGAUGGUUCAUUACUUUCUUUGGAUCCCGGGAAUAUUCACAAAACGGUGAACUCAUUGGUUGAAGAGAAAAUAAGGGUUAAAAUUAUUGGUCUGUCAGCACAAGUAUCCAUAUGUAAGGAAAUUUGCAAAAAGACGAACUAUGGAGAUGAAAGCUGUUACAGCGUUAUUUUAAAUGAACAUCACUUUAAGGACUUAUUUAUGGAUGCAGUUAUCCCCUUGCCAGUGAACAAGAUAAACAAGAGUUUUACAUUGGUUAAAAUGGGCUUUCCCUACAGAGUUUCGGAAGAAGUUCCAUCAUUUUGCUCCUGUCAUUCAAAAUUAACUUAUGGUGGGUAUAUCUGUCCCAAUUGCAAAUCUAAGAUAUGCUCCUUACCCACCAUAUGCCCCUGCUGUAACACAAUGCUGAUUUUAUCAACCCAUCUUGCCCGUUCAUAUCAUCAUCUCAUACCUUUGAAGAAUUUUAUGGAAGUACCUGUAUCGGAUAACUAUUCGUCAUUAAAUUGUUUUGGAUGUCAGAUUGAUUUUCCAGCACCAUCAUCGUCCCAAUUAACCAGCUCAAGGUACGUGUGUACGGAAUGCAGUAACCAUUUCUGUAUUGAUUGUGAUGUUUUUAUUCAUGAAAUCCUUCAUAAUUGCCCAGGAUGUGAAAUAUCAUAG
Messenger RNA from Hansenula anomala, 1269 nucleotides. It is a transcript of the gene SSL1, whose product is annotated as TFIIH/NER complex subunit SSL1. Gene Ontology annotation, biological process: nucleotide-excision repair; DNA-templated transcription; regulation of transcription by RNA polymerase II. NCBI's taxonomy places the organism in Eukaryota, Fungi, Ascomycota, Saccharomycetes, Phaffomycetales, Wickerhamomycetaceae. Bases 1 to 1269 code for a protein of 422 amino acids. The transcript has a single exon. Gene Ontology annotation, cellular component: transcription factor TFIIH core complex; transcription factor TFIIH holo complex. Gene Ontology annotation, molecular function: zinc ion binding. The record is from RefSeq and is a predicted model, not a curated record.